Pristis pectinata (smalltooth sawfish) is the source of this 2071-nucleotide messenger RNA. RefSeq names its product centrosomal protein 43 (gene cep43). Bases 256 to 1638 code for a protein of 460 amino acids. Gene Ontology annotation, biological process: microtubule anchoring. The transcript has 17 exons. Gene Ontology annotation, molecular function: calcium ion binding; protein binding. Gene Ontology annotation, cellular component: centrosome. Lineage: Eukaryota; Metazoa; Chordata; Chondrichthyes; Rhinopristiformes; Pristidae. The record is from RefSeq and is a predicted model, not a curated record.
CUGCUCUCGCGCGCCCCUCGCUUGGGAGGCCGUUACCGCUAGCGUUCGAUUUGCGCCUUAACUUUCGUCAAACCCGCUUUAAAAUUAACGGUUGACGAUGUUACAAUUUUUUUUGAAAUGACAACCGCCGUCGAUGAGUAUUAAGAAAACUCCUUUCCCGCCCGUGGUGUUGAUUUGAGUUGUUUUCUAUGUUGGGAAAGCAGCAGUGGCGAAAGAGCGGGUGAGUACGGAGCGCUAGCUGCGGUUGCUGGCGAGAUGUCGGCGGAGGAGGACACGGAGCUGCGGGACCUGCUGGUGCAAACGUUGGAGAGCAGCGGCGUGUUAAACAAGAUCAAGGCUGAAUUACGGGCAGCUGUAUUCCUAGCACUUGAAGAACAGGAGAGAAUUGAAAAUAAAACACCACUGGUUAAUGAGAGCUUGAAAAAGUUUUUGAACACAGAGGAUGGGCGCUUGGUGGCUGGUCUUGUUACUGAAUUUCUCCAGUUUUUCAACCUUGAUUUUACUUUGGCAGUAUUCCAGCCAGAAACAAACACUUUCACUGGGCUUGAUGGACGAGAAAAUUUGGCAAGGGAGCUAGGAAUCCAUGAAGGAGAUGGCUUGAAGGGUGCACCUAUCUUAUUGGAGGUGAUGCGAAGAAAUAGACAAAAGGGAAAAGCUCAUAGUCUUGCUGAAGGAGACCAAGUUGCCUGUAUUCCAAAGGAAUUAUCAGAAAAGCACGUAGCAGAAGCCAAGAAAAAGUUUGAAUUUUAUGAUAAUGACAAGAAUGGUGAAAUAAGUAAAGAAGAAUUGAGAGAACUAUUCCUAGAUCUCUUCCCUCAUUUUAACAAGAAUAUGCUGGACAGAUAUGUAAAUGAUGAAUUUAGAGCAGUGGAUAAAGAUUUUAGUAAUGCAAUUGAUUAUGAUGAAUUUCUGGGAAUGUAUAAAAGGCUAUUCAUCCAGUGCAGAAGUGUGGUAGCUCAAGAUAUUUCUGGUAUGGUGCAGUCUCCACGUAAGACUCCAGAAGGGAGGCAAAGUUCUUUAAAUAUAGGCAGCAAGAUACCUAGAUACAAAGGAACUGGUAAAGUUAAAGAGAGCGGAGAGAAAGCUGGUGAGAAGGUCAUUGACACCAAUCUUGGAGAUACCAGUAUAGCUUCAGGUGACAUAAAAACUAUAGCUAAUCAGUCUUCUGGUGAGCCAAAGCAAGAUUUGUUGUCUAACACACCCACCAACCUCCCAGAGAAAGAUGAAAAAAUAUAUUUCGGUGAAGAUGAAGAUUCAUUCUUUGAUGACCCGUUGCCUGAACAAAUGAAAACCUAUGGUUGGCAGACUGAUUUGAAAAGUAAACCAGUGGGCAGUCUGACGUCCCUUUCAGAUGCUCCUCCCCUGACAGCAAGCCUGGGGAAUCUGGCAGGAGACCCUGCAUUAAAAGAAACUGAUUUAAAAGGUGAUGAAGAAGAGUAUUACGAUGAUGAUUUCAUUAGUGGUAGUCAACGUUCAGAUAAAACCAAGAGUGAAGUGAGCAUUGGAGAGGAGAUUGAAGAGGAUAUUUCUUUAGACGGGGAAGAUUUUUGUACCGGUGAUAAGCUCGAUGACUUUACACAGGACCACACCAUAUCACGCUGCAGUGAUGUGGCAGAUUAUAUAGAGGAGGUGCCAUAGUAGCAUUGGCACUAUUAUGUACAUCACUGUACAGAUGAAUAGUUUUUGCUGCUUCUGAUGUUCCGAUGAAAUUCUGAAGCGAUGAAGAUGGAAUUGGCCUGUCUGAAAUGUUUGUUGAAUGUGGUGUUAAACUAAGCCAACUGGCAAACCACAGACCUCAUACAACACUCAGAAAUGAAGCAAUCAAAAUGGUACUGAUUUAAGCAGUGGGAAGUCAGCAGGUAGUCCUGAGACCAUCGUUCAAUAUUCAGUCAAAAAGGUUUUUUAUUUAGAAUUAAUAAGUUUGGUCCUAAGUUGUAAUGAUAAAAGCAUUAUGAUUAAAAGUUCUUUUUAAUGCUAACUUACAUUUUCAAAUCUUUGUAUUGAAAAAGUGUUUUCAAAAACGUGUGUAACCUUUUUUAGAAGUGGUUGAGAACUUUCAAAUAUAUUUAUU